Molecule: messenger RNA, 852 nt
Organism: Abrus precatorius (Indian licorice)
Lineage: Eukaryota; Viridiplantae; Streptophyta; Magnoliopsida; Fabales; Fabaceae
Product: pathogenesis-related protein 5
Exons: 3
Coding region: 1-852 (283 amino acids)
Biological process (GO): defense response
Cellular component (GO): extracellular region
Source: RefSeq, a predicted model, not a curated record
AUGGCAUUGCAUCUUCAAAUGAUCUUUCCAAUCAUCACUUUGGUUCUGGCAUUAAUUUUAUCAGGUAAUAAUACAUGCGAGGGUGCGAGAGUGUUCACCAUAGUGAACCAUUGCAAGGAGACACUAUGGCCAGCGGUGACACCAGGAGACAACUUCAACGGUGGAGGUUUCGUUCUAAAACCAGGCCAAUCCGCAGUCUUCACUGCGCCAGUUAGUUGGAGCGGUCGCAUUUGGGCUCGAACCGGUUGCAAGUUCGACCAAACCGGAACGGGCCAAUGCCAAACCGGUUCAUGUGGCACGACGCUGAAAUGUUCUGCCUCAGGGAAAACCCCUGCAUCACUAGCAGAAUUCACACUCGCACAAGUUGACUUCUACGACGUUAGCCUCGUUGACGGCUUCAACGUUCCCAUUUCCGUUAAGCCCAUCAACGGAAGGGGAAACUGUUCCACUGCGGGUUGUGACUCUGACCUCAGAACCAGUUGCCCCAAAGAACUCGCCGUUAAGGCUAACGGCAAGACCGUUGGGUGCCGUAGUGCUUGCGAUGUGUUUAAUGCUGAUGAGUAUUGCUGCAGAGGGGUUUAUGGUAACCCCGUUACCUGUAAACCCACCUUCUAUUCCAAGACGUUUAAGCAGGCUUGCCCAACUUCUUAUAGUUAUGCCUAUGAUGAUCCAACUAGUAUUUUCACCUGCGCAGGGACAGAUUAUGUCAUUGCUUUCUGCGCUUCCAGGAAGCAACAGGUGUGCACAUACCAUGACAACAAGCUUCAUUGCAGUGGAUCACAAGGCUUAAAAUCGUUGGUCGGAAGGUGGUGGAUCGUACUGAUAGCCGCGUUUUUAGUGUUCAGUUUGUGA